Messenger RNA from Drosophila bipectinata, 1263 nucleotides. It is a transcript of the gene Or63a, whose product is annotated as Odorant receptor 63a. The record is from RefSeq and is a predicted model, not a curated record. Gene Ontology annotation, molecular function: odorant binding; olfactory receptor activity. Gene Ontology annotation, cellular component: plasma membrane. Lineage: Eukaryota; Metazoa; Arthropoda; Insecta; Diptera; Drosophilidae. Gene Ontology annotation, biological process: detection of chemical stimulus involved in sensory perception of smell; sensory perception of smell.
AUGUACACCCGGGAAGAGGCCGAGGCGCUGAAGAAGCGCAACUAUCACAGAAUCCGGGAGAUGAUACGACUCUCCUAUACGGUGGGCUUCAACCUGAUGGAUCCCUCCCGAUGUGGGCAGAUUCUACAAAUUUGGACUAUUGUGUUGAGCCUGAGCAGCGUGGCUUCACUUUACGGGCAUUGGCAUAUGUUUCGCAGAUAUAUUCAGGAUGUUCCUCGAAUUGUAGAGACUGUAAGCACCGCCUUUGCAUUUCUCACCUCUAUUGCGAAAAUGUGGUAUUUCCUCUAUGCUCAUCAGCAAAUGUACGAUUUGUUGAGAAGAGCGAGGACUCAUGAGAUUCUCCAGAAAUGCGAAUUGUUCGAAAGGAUGUCCGAUCUUCCUAUUGCUAAGGUGCUACGCCAAAAGGUGGAGACUACUAUGGAUCGGUAUUGGGCCAGUAUCCGGCGGCAACUAUUGGUUUAUUUGUAUAGUUGCAUUUGCCUUUCAUCGAACUAUUUUAUUAGCUCCUUUGUCAGUAAUCUCUAUAAAUACUUUACACUUCCCCAGGGAUCAUACGACAUUGUGCUGCCUCUACCGUCACUCUAUCCGGGUUGGGAGAGAAAAGGCCUGUCCUUUCCGUAUUACCACAUACAAUUUUACCUAGAAUCCUGUUCUUUGUAUAUAUGUGGAAUGUGUGCCGUCAGCUUCGAUGGUGUCUUUAUAGUCCUGUGCCUACACAGCGUGGGUUUGAUGGAGUCCCUCAACCAAAUGGUUCAGAACUCCACAUCGGAGCUUGUUCCUCCAGAACGAAGGCUGGAAUACCUGCGUUGCUGUAUCUUUCAGUACCAAAGAGUGGCCAGCUUUGCCGCUGAAAUCAACGACUGUUUCCGACACAUCACCUUCUCGCAAUUCAUGCUUAGUCUUUUCGGCUGGGGCCUGGCAUUGUUUCAAUUGAGUGUUGGAUUUGGCACCAACAGCAGCAUCACCAUGAUCCGGAUGACCAUGUACCUGGUGGCGGCUGGAUAUCAAAUAGUUGUCUACUGCUACAAUGGCCAGCGAUUUACCUCCGCUAGCGAACAGAUUGGCCAGGCCUUCUAUGAGUGCGAGUGGUGGGCGGAGUCACGGGAGUUCCGCCAGCUCAUCCGGAUGAUGCUGAUGCGCACGAACCGCGGCUUCAGGCUGGACGUGUCCUGGUUCAUGCAAAUGUCCCUGCCCACGCUGAUGUCGAUGGUCCGGACAAGUGGACAGUACUUCCUGUUGCUCCAAAAUGUCACCCAGAAAUAG